Molecule: messenger RNA, 2733 nt
Organism: Notolabrus celidotus (New Zealand spotty)
Lineage: Eukaryota; Metazoa; Chordata; Actinopteri; Labriformes; Labridae
Gene: lrrc24
Product: leucine rich repeat containing 24
Exons: 5
Coding region: 1-1947 (648 amino acids)
Molecular function (GO): protein binding
Source: RefSeq, a predicted model, not a curated record
AUGCUCCGCUGGGAGAAGAAGCAGAGUGCUGCUGCGGCACAGAGGGUGAUUCUGCCUGAGCUUCCAUCCCUGAGAGUCGGCUGUAAAACCACCAUGGUCCUCUUGAGAUUCUCCAGACUUGUCCUGAUCAUCCUGGCCUGCAGCCCUCACCUGUCUCUGGGCUGCCCCUCCGGCUGUCGCUGCUACAGCCUCACAGUGGAGUGUGGCUCUCUGGGGAUCAAAGAAAUCCCACAGGGCGUCCCAUCAGCCACAGAGACCAUCUUCCUCCAGGACAACGCUGUAGUGCAGAUCCGUCUUCAGGACCUGACUCGGCUGGGAAGCCUCCAUUACCUCUACCUCCAGAAUAACAGCAUCUCAGCUGUGGAGCCGGGCGCGUUCCUGAGCCAGGGGCAGCUGCUGGAGCUGGCACUGAAUGGCAACCUCAUCCACCUGGUCACAGCAGACAUGUUCCGAGGUCUGGAGCACCUUAGGAUCCUUUAUCUUGCUGGGAACCAGAUCACCAGAGUGCAGGAUUUCACCUUCAGGGGACUGCAGCGUCUGCAGGAACUCCACCUCCAGGAAAACAGCAUAGAGCUGCUGGCAGACAAGGCGCUGUCAGGUUUAUCAUCCCUGGCUCUGUUGGACCUCAGCAGAAAUCACCUCCGCACCCUGGGAGCAUCAUCCCUCAAACCACUCGUGAGCCUGCAGGUGCUUCGUGUCACAGAGAACCCUUGGCGCUGUGACUGUGCUCUCGGCUGGCUGAGAACUUGGAUCAGAGAAGACGGACAGCGUCUGUUGAGUUCUGCAGAACAACGCCGGCUGAUGUGCUCUGAGCCACCUCGCCUGUCCCACCUAAGUUUGGUGGAGGUUGCUCCAAACAGCCUAGUCUGCAUCCCCCCUGUGGUGCAGCUGGAGCCCAGCCACCUGACGGUACGACUAGGGGAGAGCCUUCGAGUCUCCUGCCAGGCCUCGGGGUACCCUCAGCCCCAGGUUACCUGGAAGAAAGCCUCCCAUGGCAAGCCCCAAGUGUCACCUCGAGGACUGGUUCAAGAGCUGGGGCCAAACGGUGAGCUCUUCAGGCCUGGACCUGGAGGAGUGGUGACAGCCCUGCCCAGCGGUGGAGGGAUGAAGGUCAGAGGUGUGGGAGGAAUCCAGGGUCCUGUGCGUGGGACAGAGGAGGGUGGCGAGAGGGACAGCUUUGAUCCAGAUAUGGGCAGCGGCAUGCUCUUCCUCAGCAAUGUAACUGUGGCGCACGCUGGGCGCUACGAGUGUGAAGCCUGGAACCCUGGAGGGAUAGCCAAAGUUACCUUUCACCUGGCUGUCAACAUGUCCUCUUCUUAUUCAUCCCAGUUCUGGCCUCGUUUAAACACACACUCCUUUGUUUCCUCUUCAUCAAACUCCUUCUAUCAGCCCGAGGUUUUGGAUGUCAGCCAGGAGCCGCUCUAUGAACAGGACAGCAUGGACUUCAGUGCUCUUGGACCUGCCACACAGACGGCCAUUGCUGUUGGUAUCUCCUUGCUUGCUCUCACCGCCGUUCUCCUCUUGAUCAUGAUCUACACUCGUCACCAGCAGAUCCGCAAAGAAGAAGGCGGCUCCUUCUGCACAAGCAAAGAAGAGAGCAUCCUCUAUGUCAACGACUACUCUGAUGGACCCACUACUUUUGCACAGCUCGAGGAGUACCGCGACGACCACGGCCACGAGAUGUACGUACUCAACAGAACCAAGCCUGUGGUGAGUUCCGCGUCCUCCAGGUGCCCCAUGAUGAGUGGGUUUGUCCAGCAGAAAGGUAUGAAGGAGGCCCUCCUGGACCAUGAAAUGGUGCAGACACUGACCAGGUCUGGAGGGAUGGGGCUUCGCAGGAACCCAGCAGAUGGUGGAGAAGGACCCCUUACAACAGACCCAGAGGAGCUCUUCCUCAGUCAGAGCCUCCUCUUCGGAUCGCAGGUUGCCUAUGAGAUCCACUGCUAAGGGGGAGUCGUGAACAGAUAUAUUCAUGGACUUAAAGACAUACAUGGAGAUCAACUUGGGGAAAUGAUUAGCAGUAUCACUUAAUUGUAUCGUCUUCAACAAAGAAGAGGGCAUUAGUCAGGGGUUGCUUGGGGAAACCUGGAUUACGGUCAGCCUCUCAGAGAUCCUUCCCGGACUGCUGAUGAUUAUAUUCAUGUGAGUUAGAGGGAUGAACAGCAGAAACAAAGAGGAGAAAACAGCAGAACCAUACCUUUCUGUAACCAAGUCAACCCUUUAAAGACAAUUACAAGUGGCUAACAUGACACAUGGUUAGACUGAGACUGUGCAGCUCAUAGAGGCAACUAACAACAUGGAUUUAAUCAGUGGCUCAUAUUUUGUACUGUUUCCUUUCCUUCAGUUUUGUUUUGGCUGUUUUUGUCUGUGUUUUGUGCAAUAUAAUGAAGCUAAAUUUCACUGUGAGGUACAGUUGUUUUGUGGACCCUGUUGCAGAUCCCAUUAGAAUUAGACUCAAACAAAUCUUUUUACUGAAACUGCAUUUCCAUUACUUGAGAGUGCGAGUGGGCGAGGGUGGGCGGACUUAAUUAAAGAGAUUGAUUUUAAAAUGCAGCUACAUGUCUUUUUUAAACAUUUAUACCAUUGCUUGGAUUCCUUGAUGUUGACAUUUCAUGUUUUUCUACUUAUUUGUUGCAACAAUAGAAAAAGGGGAUUAACGUUUCUGUUGUCUGAAAUUGAAUCACUGGCAGAAUUAAUUUUAUUAAUACGAGUCUGUGACAAUACUUCUAAUGU